Molecule: messenger RNA, 2232 nt
Organism: Ziziphus jujuba (common jujube)
Lineage: Eukaryota; Viridiplantae; Streptophyta; Magnoliopsida; Rosales; Rhamnaceae
Product: transcription factor BC1
Exons: 8
Coding region: 321-1397 (358 amino acids)
Biological process (GO): regulation of DNA-templated transcription
Cellular component (GO): nucleus
Molecular function (GO): DNA-binding transcription factor activity; protein dimerization activity
Source: RefSeq, a predicted model, not a curated record
GAGAGAGAGAGAGAGAGAGAGAGAGAGAGAGAGAGAUAAGACUAGUCAAAGGUACAGAAACUUUGCAUGGGAAAGAGUUAUAGCAAAGAUUUUAGCAUUUUAGUGUGCUCUGUUUUUUUCUUUCCCUUCCUGAUCUUUAUAUAAGCAUGGCCUCCUAGUUUGUCACAGACCCACUUUCCUUCACUGCUAUUUUCUCUUGCUGCCUUCAAAGUAUCAUCAAGUCAAGCCCUUUCUCUUCUAUCACUUUCUUUCAUUCAAAAAAAAAAAAAAAAAAAAAGGACCUAUAUUUUCUUUCUUUCUCAAUUCCAAAGCUUUCAGAUAUGGCAGCCUUUUCAUACUCUCACCAUCCUUUUCUUCUUGACUCAGUUUUAUUGCCAAACACUCCCAUUAAGAUGUCUGGAUUCAUGGAUGAAACCAAUCUCAACACCAAUUUCUUCUCUCAGUUUUACCCAUCUCAACAUUUUCAGGAAAUCCCUCUUGAUGUUAGAUUAGAAGAAACCAGCUGUCUUGAUCAUAGCUCAAGGAUUGCUCUCAGUGAUAAUGAACCUUCCAUGACCAAAAAACAUAGCACUGAGUCUUCCUUUGUGGUGGAUAAGCUUGAAAGUGGUGAGCAGGUUACUCAGGAAGUUCCUACCAUGGAUAAGAAGAGAAAGAACAGAAAUGGGUCAUCCUUAAGCUCUGCUCAAUCCAAGGAUGCAAGAGAGAACAAAGGCAAGAGACAAAAGAAAAGUAAUGAUGCUAAGAAAGAUGAAGAGAAAAAGCUUAAGUGUGAUAAAAAUGGUGAGGCAAAAUCUCGAGAAGAACCUUCAAGAGACUACAUUCAUGUCAGAGCAAGGAGGGGUCAGGCAACAGAUAGCCACAGCCUUGCUGAGAGGGUAAGAAGAGAGAAAAUCAGUGAAAGGAUGAAGAUGCUACAGAAACUUGUUCCUGGCUGUGACAAGGUAACUGGAAAGGCCCUCAUGUUGGAUGAGAUUAUCAAUUAUGUUCAGUCCCUACAAAAUCAAGUAGAGUUCCUUUCAAUGAAGCUUGCUUCUGUGAAUCCCAUGUUCUAUGACUUUGGAAUGGACCUAGAUUCAUUCAUGGUCAGACCAGAGAGAUUGAGUUCCAUGGCAUCACCAGUUCAAUCCAUUCCACAAUGCAGCCCAACACAACAACAAACCACAGCUUUUGCUGAUACAGCAACCACCACUACCAGCAACAACAACAACAACACCAACUUCACCACAGCUACCAACUUUCCUCAUGUAGGAAACUCAGCUCCACUUUUGCUACCACAAGAGCAAAGGCCAAAUGCUUUCUCACAUGUUAAUGGCAGUCUGUUGUGGGAAGUGGAAGAUCAAAGACAAAACUUUCUUAGUCCAUCUGGCUUCAGCAACAAUAUGUGCACUUUCAAUUGAUAUGAAGCUAAACAAAAAGCUGCCCUACCAAAACAUAUAUAUUUGUGAUGAAAUCUGAAGCAGUCAAAACCAGAGGAAAGAGACUUAAGAAAAAGAAAAUGAUUCCCAAAAAAAAAAAAAAAAGGAGAAGGGCUCUUUUUCUUCAGUAUCAACUCCAAUCAAGAGGGUUUUGUUCUUCAGGCCAAAAAAAAAAAAAAAGAAAAAAGAAAAAAAAGCACUGGUUCCAAGUCCAAUAGAUUGUAGUGGCCUGUGAACAUGAAUGAAGGGCAGCAAAAGAAAAGAAAAAAAAAAAAAAUUUAACGGAUGAAGAACACAAAAGGACAGAUACAACCGACCAAAUAAGACCAAAUCUUUUAGAGAUCCCUUGUUCGUGUCCAUCAAUUCGCUCUCAUCAUCUCCCACCUAGUCUUAGCAUUUGCACAGAUUCCAAGACCCUUGUUAUGGUAGUGAUGGUUAGUAAUUGAAACUUUUUAUCUAAAAAAUAUAUAUAUAUUAAUUAUUAUAUAAAAAAAGGCCUAUUAAUUAUUAUAAAAAACCCAUUAAGUAAUUUUUGAUUAAUUUUUUGUUGUUGCAGUUGUUUCUGUUAUUACAGUUAUUUUUACCCUUUUUUUUUUUUUUUUUUUUUUUUUUUUUGGGGUUAGUAAAAGAAAUUGAUUCUGUUCCUGUUUUUUUUUAUAUGACUAGCUAUGCAUUUUGUAUUGUAUUGGUUGGGAAUCUUUUGGUAUUUCGUAAUUAUUAUUGGAUGAGGUUUUCUGAGGUGAAUUCCCCCCAUCCCAUUUAUGUAACGGUUCUGGUCGUACAGAGCAUCUAUCAAAUACAACUUUAUUAUUAUUUU